Messenger RNA from Fundulus heteroclitus (mummichog), 1454 nucleotides. It is a transcript of the gene ccdc28b, whose product is annotated as coiled-coil domain containing 28B. The coding region runs from base 292 to 930 and encodes 212 amino acids. Lineage: Eukaryota; Metazoa; Chordata; Actinopteri; Cyprinodontiformes; Fundulidae. The record is from RefSeq and is a predicted model, not a curated record. The transcript has 6 exons.
GCGCGCUGGCCCUUUAAGACAGAUAAAGACAACAGCUCCUGCUCCGCGUCGGUGCCGCGCGCUACAUCUCAGUAAUUUUACACCCCUCAGCUGCUGCACGGAUCAUUUACCCCCAUCGUGAUUUCCAGAGGUUAAUUAGUACCAAGUGUACGCUGACGUUUUCAGUGGCAGAGGAGAAAUGCGACACCGAGGCCAGCCGGCUGGCUCUGCGGUGCGUGAUUGAUUCGGACAUCCUGGGCCGUCUCACCUCCCCUCCGCUCCACUGGAAGCAACAGACCUACCUGAUCUGCGAUGGAAGACAAGCGUAAAAAGCGCAGCCCAAAGGUGUCCCUUCCUCAGCCUCCUCCGCCGCCCAUCAAUCCUCGCAAGCUCUCUGUCCUGCCUGCCAGCAAAAGUGCCACCUUCUCCCUCGGCCUGCCGCAGCCCCCCUCCCCCAAGAACAGGAGCAAGUACAAGAGGUCCGUAGGAGCGCCGGGGCAGCCGAAAGAGGCCUUCACACCUGUCGUGGCCCCGCCAAAGACAACGAGACCACACAGAGAGAAACCCAGAGCUCCGCAGCCGGCAGGGCCCAGUAAAGUGGUCCAGUCGUCUCCCCUGCAGCACUCCUUCCUUACGGAUGUCUCGGAUGUGAGAGAAAUGGAAGGAGGCCUCCUCAACCUCCUCAAUGACUUCCACUCAGGCAAAUUACAGGCGUUCGGGAAGGUGUGCUCCUUCGAGCAGCUGGAGCACGUGCGGGAGAUGCAGGAGAAGCUGGCGCGACUGCACUUCAGCCUGGACAGCCACGUGGAGGAGCUUUCCGAGGACCAGAGGAAAGGCGCUUCUGAUCACAACCUGGAGCACCUGCUGUGCAACCUGGAGGAGCUCAGCACCUCAAUACAAAAGCUCCACCUGGCCGAGAAUCAGGACCUGCCCAAGACGUCUGGUCCCUGACGGAGCGAGGCACUCGGAACGUCUUGACACCGCGCUCAUCUUCUCCGAACGGCACAAUAAUUAAAAAAAAAAAAAAAUCAAAUGAUUAAAAGACCAGGUUUCCAUGGCAUUAAACCAGCUGCCUUAGAAACGGGAGCGGGAAGGUCCAAAGGAGGGAAGGGUGGGGGCUGUUUUUCCACUCAGUCAGGGGAGAUGAGAGGACGUUCCAAUGACUGGAUGCAGCCAAGCAUUAAAUUAGAGCGCAACCAAAAAAAAAAAAAAAGUCAUAAACACCUCAUUCAUAGCACACAAAAAAAGGACCAGAAACUAGUCUGAGCCGGAAUGUGAAAGAAAACGUUUAAGUCGUGGACAUUCCCUUACUUUUUUUUUAAAUUCAUUUCCAAAUUGGUUCCUUUUCUGCGACGAAAGAAGCACAGUCCAGGAGUUUGAAUUCACGCCGACUCUUUUAAACCAUCCAGUACAUGUCGCUUCUUUUCGGACGGCGCGUGCAUCUGUACCCGUGCUGAACUGCAAAAAAAACAAAA